Molecule: messenger RNA, 1961 nt
Organism: Carcharodon carcharias (great white shark)
Lineage: Eukaryota; Metazoa; Chordata; Chondrichthyes; Lamniformes; Lamnidae
Product: cytoskeleton-associated protein 4-like
Exons: 2
Coding region: 247-1779 (510 amino acids)
Source: RefSeq, a predicted model, not a curated record
GUAGCGGUCCCUGCGCAAAUCACUGCAGCCCUGUCAGUAUUACAGAGCCCGAGGCGCUGAAAGAAAAAGUCAAACUUUGAAGCAACUUCUCGGGCUGAACGUCAAAGGCAGCGAUUCACUGGUGAUCCUCCUGUGAGUGGAGCUCCGAGAAAGUGUUUUCGAAGAACGCACGCAACACUGACAGCAGCAGGCAGCCCCAGGUUUGCCGAUUUAUUUGACUUGAGAUUUGCUCUUUCUCGUGACAAUAUGUCCUCCCUGAAGCAAAGGAAUAAAAAUCAUUCUGAUCGGGGUUCCCACACUGGCCAGGACGACGCGGCUAAGAGGAGCUCGAAGGGAAAUAAAGGAGGCACAGGCUCCGGUUCGGCCGUGGGCAAGGUGCUGACUUGCCUCCUCUUUGUCAUUCUCGCUGUAGCGGCUGCCCUUUCCGCCUGGUGCAUCCACAACCUAUCGCAACAGGUCAACCAUUUUCACCAGAGGAGCGAGGAAACCUCCCUACAAGGCAAAGAACUGGCAAAGAAGUUGGAAACUGUUUUGCAACAGGUGGAAUCUACGAAAAUCUUGAUUAACAGACUGGACUCGGUUUUGCUUGACACCCAACAGCAGCUGCAAGAAACAAACAAAGCAGUCAACACAGGCGAAAGCAAGACAAAUCAAAUUGGUGAAACUCUGCAAAAGCUACAGAAUGAAAUCCUUCGAGACCUCUCUGAAGGAAUCCAGGAUGUAAAAGAUGCAAGAGAGAGAGAUGUUACAUCUCUUGAAAAAACUGUAGAAGAAAAAUUAACAGAAUUAACCAAAUCAAUCCAUGAUAACAUUGUUGCCUUUACAGAAGUACAGGAGAAGAGUCAGAAUGACAUAGAUGACAUUAAGUCAAAGGUCAGUUCACUGGAAAUAACUGUUGAGACAAAGGAUCAAGAAAUCACAACUUUAGUCAGUAAGUAUGGUCAGCUGACAAGUACCUUAAAUUCACAGCUUACUGCACAGGAAGCACUGAUGCAAUCAGUCUCUAAAGCUGAAAUAUCUCUCAAUGCUGUGUCUGAAGAGGUUCACAAUUGUCAGCAAGAUUUACAGGAAACAAAGCUCAGCUUGAAUGAGCAGGAAAAAAUACUGCUUUCAAAAACAAUUGAUGCUUCAGCAAAUGCUGAAAAGCAAAAUGAGAAUUUUGAAUCCCGAUUAACCACGGCAGAGGCAAACAUCAUGGCUUUGAAUACAGCUACAACACACUUAUCUGAUAAAAUUGAGUUCUACAAUUUAGAUUCAGUGCAGAAUACAAUGAGAAGUGUGGCUGAGUCUCAGGUAUCAUUCAGCAAUGACAUCCAAACAUUAAAAGCAAACCUGAAUGAUCUGCAAAGUUCAUCUAUGGAUGAAGCACUCAGUGCGCUGCAGAAUGAAAUGCAAACUCUAGAGGCACAUCAGAAGCAACACAUUGAGGAAGUGGAAUCUGAAUAUAAAGAAAGUUUAAAGCAGUUGGAAAAGAAUGUUAGUGAAAUUGGUGAAAAAAGUAAGCAUGUCGCAGCUGCUUUAAAGUCGAUGGAAGAGACUAUACAGUCUGAGAUUGAUGAGAAAUUAUCAUCACUAGAAACCUCAAUGGAUGAAUUAAGGUCUUCAAUCAGGGAGGCAAGGAGUGAUCUGGAAGCAUUAGGGUCAACUGUGGACAGCCUACUCUCAAAACCUGGAGAGACUGAGACUGCUGAGGAUGAACUGGCAUCCUUAAAGCUUUCACUAAAUGAGUUGCAAUCAGAUGUUGAUAAAUUAUCAGUGUCUUUAAAUAGAAUGCAAUAAGGCAUAAUUAUAACCAGUUAGGCAAUUUGUUUAAACAGACAAUCUCAAUAUUGUAAUGAAUAAAACGUAGCCCUGAAAGAUAGAAUGUAAAGAGAUUGUUUUAUGAAAAUGUUUUUUAUAAUGAAAUACAAACAUAUGUAUUGCAAUACUUUGCAGCUAAGAAAUAAAAGUUCUGACAUUAA